AUUUCUGACCUCUGGGUUUCAAGAUGAAGCUAAAGACAUUAUUUGUCACUUGCUUACUACUUUGGUCACUGAUGUUACUAUCAUUAUUCAUCAUCUUCAACCACCAGCUUCUUGAUGCUAUGACCGUCAACGGUCCAAGGGAUUCAGGGAAACCAAGGGAGGAUAAACUGUUAGGAGGGCUGCUUACUGAAGAGUUUGAUGAAGGUUCUUGCUUGAGUAGGUACCAGUCUUCAUUGUACCGCAAGCCAUCACUUUACCAGCCUUCUCACUAUCUUGUCUCCAAGCUAAGAAGCUAUGAGAUGCUUCACAAGCGUUGCGGUCCAGGCACAGAAGCCUUCAAGAGAGCAGCAGAGCAGCUUGGCCAUGACCCUAGAUCCGCUGGUGAAUGCAGAUACAUUGUGUGGGUUGCUGCUUACGGGCUUGGAAACAGAAUACUAUCUCUAGUUUCUGCAUUCCUCUAUGCUCUCUUGACAGAGAGAGUCCUUCUCGUUGACCAACGCACAGACAUAACACAUCUCUUCUGUGAGCCUUUUCCUGGUACUUCCUGGUUACUCCCUCUUGAUUCUCCUUUGAUGGGUCAGUUAGAUAGUUCACGCUGUUACGGAACAAUGGUGAAGACUCAUGCCAUUAACUCGACUAUAAGAACCACCCCGUCCUACCUCAGUCUUUAUCUUAUGCACGACUAUGAGGAUCAUGAUAAGAUGUUCUUCUGUGAAAGAGAUCAGAAUCUCAUCAGACAAGUCUCUUGGCUGGUCUUCAACUCAAACAUGUACUCUGUUCCAUCUCUCUGGAUGAUCCCUAGCUUCCAAACCGAACUCAUCAAGCUCUUCCCAAAGAAAGAUACCGUCUUCCACCAUUUAGGUCGCUACCUUCUCCACCCUACAAACCAAGUAUGGGGUUUGAUCACUAGGUUCUACAACGCCUACUUAUCAAGAGCAGACGAGACACUCGGAGUUCAAGUACGAGUUCUAACCAACCCCGCCGGAUACUUGGAGCACGUCAUGAACCAGAUCCUAGAAUGCACCAAACGAGAGAAACUAUUACCUGAAGUGGCUGCCACUAAUAAUACAUCAACAAGCCCGAAGCUCAAAGCUGUUCUUGUCACAUCACUUUACCCAGAGUACUCGGAGAAGCUAAGGAACAUGUACUGGGAAAGCCCGAGUUCGACAGGAGAGAUGGUACAAGUUCACCAACCAAGCCAAGAGAUGUAUCAGCAGACAGACGAGAAGCUACACGACCAAAAGGCGUUCGCUGAGAUGUACCUGUUAAGCCUGACUGAUAAACUUGUCACAAGCGGCUUAUCUACGUUCGGAUACGUUGCUCAAGGUCUCGGAGGAUUAAAAGCAUGGAUACUCUACAGGCCAACGAACCACUCAACUCCAGACCCGCCAUGCGUUAAAGCCGUGUCGAUGGAGCCGUGUUUCCAUAGACCUCCUCCGCUCUAUGGUUGUCAAGCUGAGACAGUGAAUAGCAGCACACGUUUUGUUACGCGUUGUGAGGAGUGGAUCACGGGGAUUAAGCUAGUUGAUUCCGCAGAUGUGUUUUGA
Messenger RNA from Raphanus sativus (radish), 1547 nucleotides. Its product is annotated as probable fucosyltransferase 8. Lineage: Eukaryota; Viridiplantae; Streptophyta; Magnoliopsida; Brassicales; Brassicaceae. The transcript has 3 exons. The coding region runs from base 24 to 1547 and encodes 507 amino acids. Gene Ontology annotation, cellular component: membrane; Golgi apparatus. Gene Ontology annotation, molecular function: galactoside 2-alpha-L-fucosyltransferase activity. Gene Ontology annotation, biological process: xyloglucan biosynthetic process; cell wall biogenesis. The record is from RefSeq and is a predicted model, not a curated record.